Molecule: messenger RNA, 3496 nt
Organism: Ceraceosorus bombacis
Lineage: Eukaryota; Fungi; Basidiomycota; Exobasidiomycetes; Ceraceosorales; Ceraceosoraceae
Source: the annotation of a GenBank genome assembly
AUGAACUGGCUCGCUCAGUUCGACCCGUAUGCGGGCUCUAUCCCUCCCUCGCAGGGUGCAAAUAGCUCGUCUCAUCAGCCUCCUCGUAUACACGGGAAAGCCAACAAUCGAGCUCAUCGUUCCAACUCACCGAGCCGUCCUCCUUCUGCGACCACAUCGACUGCUUUCCACAGCGGCGGAGGGGGUUUACGUGGCCCUACACAAUCACAUUUCGCUAGCCCCACUCCUGCCGAGGCGCAUUGGACGCCAGCUUCACCUACAUCUCCCACUAAUGCUCCUUUGGGUCGACCGGCAAGUGCGCGGAGUUCACCGAAUGCUCAUUUUGGAGCGAGUGCUGCAAGCGGCAGCGUAACGCAAGGAUCGAAACAUCAUCAUAUGAAAUUCAGGCCUCCUCCUUUUCCGAGUCGAGCUCCUGCUCCAAGUCGGUCUACUCCUUCGAUCAGACCCAAGCCGACCGACUCAAGGUCUUUUGGCGCGGGGCCCAAUGCCAUCCAUCAUUUGGGAUCGCAAAUGAAUGGUCCCGGUCGCUCUUCGAACCUGGCGCGACCCCAAAUCCACAUGAAGUGGCCAGCCAGCCAUGGAAGCAACAAUCAGACUCUGGUGAGUGGUCCAUCGUCACGCAAUGGUGCGGGCUGUUGUGGGUGGGUUUGACGAUGAGCUCCGUCGGCCACGAUACUCAAAUUAGAAAGCCGUCAGGGCGACAAUCCACGAAGCGGCGGGCCCUUCGCAGCAAAACCACGAUGCCUCGAGAACGCGCAAGCCAGCAAACGAUGGCGACAUUCCGGGACGUCCCAAUACCAUUACGCAUGCUUCUUCAAGACCACCACCUCCUCCUCCCAAGCCAAGAGUCCCCACUCUUGCGCCACGUGCGCCAGCGAAGAGAGCUGAAGACUACGUGCCUGGAGAAUCAAAGACCUUCAUUCCGUUACGGAGCGAGAAUAGUCCAAUGGCUCCGGCGAUCAGACUCGAUACUGGGCGAACUGUUGCAGGUUCUACUCACCAAAGUAUGUGGAAGGCCUUUCAGAGAUCCGGUGGCGCAAAGGAAUCAGCAUCAUUACCGCCACACUCCUCCAACUUAGCGCAACCACCGAUCAUUGCUGCGGCUGCGUCGAACAGAGGGAAGAAGCACAAUGGGAGGGCACCGCCGUUACUCCCUGAUGCACCGUUAGGUAAGGGCAGCUUAAAUGAUCCUCUCGAUGCCUCUCGCAAUGCUUCUGUAUCCUCUUCAAUGAGAGCUCCUCGCGUGGACAGCACAUCACUUCCGCAAGUCCACUCCACGUCUCUAGGUCCAGAUUCAACGCUGGCCGAACGGAUCCCCUUGACAGCCAGCCGAGAUGUACGUCCGCAUUCACCAGCUUUCUCUGACUCGGCAGAAGACAAAAUGUCUCCACACGGCUCUGAGGUUUCAGACAGGGAUUUAGUCAGCUCGGAAGCCUACGCAGAUUCUGAAACCAGUGUCGCAAAGAUCAGCAAUGCUGCGCGCCUGUCGCGAACACCUUCCGAUGAUCGUCCGGAGCAGCAGUUGGCAGAAGACGAAAUGUCUGCACACGGCUCUGAGGAUUCGGAGAUGGAGAUAGUUGGCUCCAAAGCCUCCGAAGACUCUGAUGAAAAUAAGAUUGCAAAGACCAGCAAUGCUGCGCGCCUGUCGCGAACACCUUCUGAUGAUCAUCCAGAGCAGCAGUCGGCAGAAGACGAAAUGUCUGCACACGGCUCUGAGGAUUUGGAGAUGGAGAUAGUUGGCUCGAAAGCCUCCGAAGACUCUGAAAUAAGGUUUGCAACGACCAGCAAUGGUGCGCACCCGUCGCGAACACCUCCCGAUGUUCAUUCAGAGCAGCAGUCUCUUGGUCAAGAGGUUGAAGCUCAAGGCGGAAGACGCUUUGAGCAGAAAGCCGCCGCUACGGCCAAGGGUCCCUUGAUUGGAGGGUCUCCAUCGCCAGGGGCUAGGGGGUCGCAUCCAAAAGUCGCCGCAGCUCGACGUGCGGGGGAUCCAAGCACUACGAUUAAAACCAAGCCAGCGUCGCCUAACGUCCAUGCACGACAAGAAGACGCCCACGACCGAAGACACGAAGAUAUCUCACAUCCUCGUAAAAGACUUUGCCGAUCUUCAUCGCGGGAGCCUCCGCCGCUCUUGCCAGAGGAGUCCAUGGCGGUGGAGCAGGAGAUAGACAUUGUUGUAUCAACAUCUCGCGAGCACCUUCCACCGCCGGAGAGCUCGCUUGCUGUGGCCGGAGGUUGUGACGAACUGGCUGUAGAGCGCAUGUCAGCUGCGAUGCGCGGAGACGACGGUGCUACUCUCAAUCACAAUGCAGCGUCGGUCGAAGCGCCCUCCAGUGAUGAUGAACCGCUGGCUGCCGGCUUGGCCAGAAAUCAUGGACGCAUCCCCUCGCUGAACGCGAUGCAACUGAGCUCGAGAUCAUCGUGCCGGCUUCCCAUGCGUCAAAUGUUCAUGAUUCCCCUCGAUUCUCGGAUGCAGGCUGCGCACGCCUUGAGGAGCCGACACGCGUAUGAUACCCUCGCGUUCGUCAGUCGCCUGGGCAGCAUGGUCAUGUCAACUCCGCAACACGCGCUUGGGCCGCUUUCCAACUUGAAUGGCGAGACUUCGACAUCGUCGCCAUCGCGCAGGAAAAUCUCUGACGUCAAGCGGCUAGCUCCGAGUAUCAUGGGCUUUACAAGCUCGGACGCGACCGCUCUCGGCCCGCUGCCGGGGCAGGUAGGCCUUUCGUACGCGAUGCCGAACGGCGAGGGUCGCCCGCGCGCUCACUCUGAGUGGCUAAAACCAACUCCACACAUGUCUGGAGCUACAAGUUUGGCGCCGAUCAGGAUAUAUGGCUCAACUGAGGUAUCCUUUGCGACUGGGGGCUCGGAUGGGACUAUCCACCGCUGGCGCUGGCACGGGCUCAGCACGAACACAGCAGAUGUCGAGCGGAUGCACAGCAUGCACGAAGGGCCCGUUGUUUCCUUGACGAAUCUGCCAAGACACCACCUCAUGGUGUCGCAAGGCGGUGCCCACUCCGACCAGCUAAUCGGUUAUCGCUAUGAUCAUCCUGCGGUUUCAUUCCAGUGGACGAGCAAAGAUCCUGUCGCUCAUCUUACGCACGCGCUUCACGCGGAUCUGUUCAUAGCCACGGUGCGGCGAAGUGAUCAUGAGCAGCUUAAACUCUACGACGUCCGCUGCGAUACUGGCGGAUCUCCGCGAACGAUCUCAAAGCCGGUGAUCGUUGCCGGUUGGCAAGCGACUCGAACUCCCGCCUAUCUGGGUCGCCCUGCCUUUCACGCUAAACAGCGGAAUCUCGUUGCACAAGGCACUGAAGAGGGGCACGUCCGUGUCUUUGACCUGCGUAAGACUGGUCAACCUCUUUUUGAAGAGCGCAUCAGCCAAUCCCCGGUAUACGACGUGGUGUGGUCACCUCCUGGGGAGCCCGCUCUGAGUCUCUACGCCAUCGAUACGGGCACUUCGAAACCUCUGUGUCACCGACUCGAAUUGAUGACGUCAUAG